AUGUCAACCACCGUAUACCUCGACAACCCACCACCCAAAUAUGGUGACCAAGCAAGAUCCUUUUCUCGUCACUUGCCAUCCCAUAUCAAAUCAUACUUCAGCGGCUGCCUACCGAUAAUACAUUGGUUGCCUCAGUACAAGUGGAGUUGGGCUACCGGUGAUUUGCUUGCUGCUAUUACUCUAGGCGCUAUUGUUGUCCCACAAUCGAUGGCUUAUGCCAAACUUGCUGGGUUUACUCCAGAAUACGGCUUGUACUCCAGCUUUGUGGGCACAGCACUUUAUCCUUUUUUUGGCACUUCCAAAGAUAUCAAUAUCGGCACCACUGCUAUCAGCUCGUUGUUUGUUGGCCAAAUCUUUACGACUAUUGAAUCGACCCCUCAAUUUACUUCUGGAGAAUGGACAUUACAUCAAUUUGCUACUACGAUGGCUCUCUUAUCAGGCAUCAUCCUAUUUGUCGUCAGCGUUUUACGUCUUGGCAUCCUUUUCCGGUUCAUUUGUCAGCCUGCUAUUGCUGGUUUCAUGGCAGGUAGUGGCCUUACCAUCGUCAUUUCUCAGCUGCCAAAGAUUCUUGGUGUCCAUGUCAACAACCACGAUGUCCCAUACAUGGUCUUUGGCAAUACGCUUAAAGCACUCCCAGAAGCGAAAAUCGAUGCCCUUAUUGGUAUCCUCUCUCUUGUUUGGCUAUACGGUGUAAAGUAUUCAUGCAAGUACCUUUCUCGCCGAUACUCGAAAUACGCUCGACCCUUGUUUUAUUUCAACAUCGCUCGUAACAUCAUUGUGCUCGUAUUUACAACGUUCUUGUCCUGGUUAAUCAAUCACUUUGGCCACUUGGAAGAAAGUCCCUUUCAAAUUCUCGGCCCUGUGCCUUCUGGUUUCAAGCUGAUGGGUGUACCAGAGAUCAAAACGGACUUGCUUGGGCAAGUGACAUCAUUUCUUCCAAGCAUGGUUGUCUUGUUGAUCAUGGAACAUUGCGCCAUUUCCACCAGCUUGGGUAAAAAGAGUGACUAUCGCAUUGAGGUCAACCAAGAAAUCUUAUCCAUUGGCUUAACCAACAUCUUUGGAUCCUUCUUUUCCGCUUAUCCCUCCACAGGAUCCUUUUGCCGUUCAGCUGUCAAUUCCAAAUCGGGUGUACGAACCCCCCUCAGCAACAUCUUAGUGGCCAUCAUCGUGGUGCUUGCACUCUAUGUAUUCACGCCAGCUUUCCAAUUCAUCCCUACAUCAAGCCUUGCCGCUGUGAUCGCACAUGCAGUGACCGAUCUUAUUGUGGGUCCCAAAACAUGGCUCAAGUUUUGGCGUCUUAAUCCUUCGGAGCUUGUCAUUUUUGCAGCUGCUUAUAUCAUUUGCUUGGUGACUCGUAUCGAUAUCAGCGUUUACGUCCCUGUUGGCUUGUCCUUGAUUGUACAACUCUAUCGCUCUGCUCGUCCAAAAUACGCCAUCUUGGGUCGUCUUGAAUCAUCACCAACACAAUUUUUCUCGGCAACUCAUCCUACUAUGGGUCAUAUGGUGCAUCCUGUUGCUCCUGGUGUGGUGUGUUUCCAACCACAAGAGAACCUUGUGUUUGAAAACUCGAUCUUCUUUUUCGAAAAGCUGAUGGAUGAGAUCAAGCGUACCACACGACGAGGACAUUCACAAGGCUAUGAUCGUCCUUGGAGCGAUACUGCCAAGCCUGAUGAAAAGGAUGCUGAGAAACCAAUGAUCAAAGCCAUCAUCAUGGAUCUCACACAUGUGGACCAAAUGGAUUAUACCGCAUUUGAGGAAAUCAAAGAAGCUGUACUUAUGGUGGAACGAUACGCUGGUGAAGCUGUGCAUUGGUACUUUGUCCUCAAUGACUCAUUGGCCGUACGUAAAUCACUGCUGCUUGCAGGAUUUGGCACUCAACACCGCCGCAGUGGCAAACAUGGACCAUUCCAUUCGGACCUUAAUGCCACCGUCAACGAUGAUGAUGAUGACGACAAUGAUGUGGAUGAAGAUGGUCCCCCACAAGACGGGUCAAGUGAUGACGGCAAGAAUAAAACGGAUGUGGUGGUCAUUGAAGAUGUACGACGACCUCCUGUUUCUCGACGUACCACUCAUCACAGCGUCGUUCCCCAGGCUGGUACUGCAGGCGUUGAUGGCAAAGACACUAUCGUCGUUGAUGUUUUCCCUUACUUUUUCGUCACCAUGGCUGAUGCUGCUGAUGCCGUUGUUGCCAAUCACGCGCUCACUCAAGAAUCCCAAAUCAUCACAGCUCCCGAGCUACCUGAUCAGGCACAUCAUCAUUCUUCUCAGCUGAAUGAUGAAGAAAAGAAGAUUGGCCAAUCCAAUGCAGCAGUAUAA
Molecule: messenger RNA, 2316 nt
Organism: Lichtheimia ornata
Lineage: Eukaryota; Fungi; Mucoromycota; Mucoromycetes; Mucorales; Lichtheimiaceae
Exons: 4
Coding region: 1-2316 (771 amino acids)
Biological process (GO): transmembrane transport
Cellular component (GO): membrane
Molecular function (GO): secondary active sulfate transmembrane transporter activity
Source: RefSeq, a predicted model, not a curated record